AUGCGUCCUCCCCACGUCGUGUGGAUAAAUAAAAAAAAUAAAUAAAAAAGGACACCUGCAACUGUGAUGACUCCAGAAGAAGUACAGCACUCCAAAGAAAGGCAUCAUGACAACUUGUGCACUGCAGGCGUGGCCUGUUCCAAUAUGUCCGUCAUAAGGUGAUUAGUGCUCUGGCAAGUCUGGAAGUCACUUUUGCCCGCCAAACUGUGGAUUCAACACGCACGUCUGUCCCGGUUCUCUGGAGGGUUUUUUUUGCAUCGCCAUGAAGCGGAAUAAGCCCUGACCAAGAGACGACAUGGCUUUCCCCAGGAGGAUUUGGCAGCUGCUUCUUCUGAAGACUCAAGAAUUCAACUCUGGAAAAGAUGCUUUAAAUCUCGGAGUUUCAUUGCUGUAAGUCCACUUCAGUACAGGAAAUCAGGAUGAAAAGAUGGCAGCCAUGCUGUUACCAACGGGUCCUGAUGGCUUGCGGCCGUUCACUCGCGAAUCCUUGGCUGCCGUGGAGCAGCGGAUUGCAGAGGAGCAGGCCAGGAAGGCCAAGGAUUGCAAGGAGACUCACAAGAACGUGGAGCCGUGCAGACCUCGGCUCGACCUGGAGGCGGGCAAGCAGCUGCCGCGCAUCUUCGCCGACAUACCCACAGAACUUAUCGGGGUGCCACUGGAAGACAUCGACCCGUUCUACUUCAAGAACCAGAGGACCUUUAUAGUACUUAACAAAGGAAAGGCCAUCUUCAGAUUCAGUGCCACAUCUGCUCUUUACAUUUUCACCCCCUUCCACUUCCUCAGAACUAUUGCCAUCAAAGUUUUAGUCCACUCCUUGUUCAGCCUGUUCAUCAUGUUCACCAUCCUGACCAACUGUUGCUUCAUGGCCAUGUCAGACCCAGCACCGUGGACCAAGCACCUGGAAUACACUUUCACUGCCAUUUACACUUUUGAGUCAGUGAUAAAGAUAUUUGCCCGAGGAUUCUGCACAGUUCCGUUCACCUUUUUGAGGGACCCGUGGAACUGGCUGGACUUCAGCGUCAUCGUCAUGGCAUAUGUAACAGAAUUUGUAGACCUGGGAAACGUCUCCGCACUCAGAACCUUCAGAGUGCUGCGUGCCCUGAAAACCAUCUCGGUCAUACCAGGUCUGAAGACCAUCGUGGGAGCCCUGAUCCAGUCGGUGAAGAAGCUGGCGGACGUCAUGAUCCUGACCGUGUUUUGUCUCAGCGUCUUCGCCCUGAUCGGCCUGCAGCUUUUCAUGGGGCUGCUUCGGCAAAAGUGCAUCCGGAGCCUGGCGCACUGCAUCAACUCCUCCUACAGUCUCAAUGCGUCUUUCAUCUGCAACAACAGGACCUGGAGCUCCAGGGCGGACUUUCUCUCCAGCGAAGAUAAUUUUUACAAAGUCGAAGGAGCAAAGGAUGCCUUAAUAUGCGGGUACGGCAGUGACGCGGGGAAAUGCCCGGAUGGAUUCGACUGCCUGAAGGUCGGGAGGAAUCCCAACUACGGCUACACCAGCUUCGACACUUUCGGCUGGGCCUUUCUGGCCCUUUUCCGUCUCAUGACCCAAGACUACUGGGAAAAACUGUUUCACCAGACUCUGCGCUCGGCCGGGAAAACCUACAUGGUGUUCUUUGUGCUGGUUAUUUUCCUGGGCUCCUUCUACCUGGUCAACCUGAUCCUGGCUGUCGUAGCCAUGGCCUACGAGGAGCAGAACCAGGCCACCAUCGCCGAGGCCUGGCAGAAGGAGAGAGAGUUCCAACUGGCCAUGGAGCAUCUCCGUCGAGAGCAGAGAUUGGCAGCGAAAAGGCAAGCGCAAGAAACCGACUCCAUCUUGUCCCCGGAGCGGUCUCCGUUCUGCGCGAAGACGGGAAGUUUGAGGAGAAACAGCACUCGAAGGAGACGAUCUCACAGGGCGUUAUCGGAAGAAACCGCGGAGGAAGCUGAGGACAAGAUUGACCCGCUGGAUGAGCUAAAGCCUCCGCUGUCUCCCCUGCCAGCGCACCCUCUGCUAGCCACGCUCUCCUCCCACCCGCUCAGCACCAGGCGAGCAAGCCAGGUCAGCAUCUUCAGCGCCUUUCGGGUACGCAACAACUCCGAGGUCGACUUCGGGGACGACGAAUACAGCGUCCACGGGGACGCGUUCAGAAGCCGCGCAAGCUCAACUGCGACACACUGGAAGCGGAGGACAGGCAGCGUGAGGAGCCACUGCUCCCAGGUCUUCACCCCCAACCUCACAGUCAACGGACGGAUCAACGUUCCCCUCGACCACAACGGGGUCACGGCGGUGGGGCCGCACACCCCGGGCUCCCUGCCGGCUUACAGCAUGGAGAGGAUCAAGGAGGAUACGAAGCCCACCAGUACAGAAGACAGUGUCCAAAAACCUCUCCUUCAGCCGUCCCCCACAGUGACCGAGCGUCCUCCUGUGCUCAGAAAAAGAGGACUCAGCUCCGUCAGCUUCUUCAGUGACGCCAUGGAUGAGUUGGAAGAGUCGAGACAAAAGUGCCACCCCUGCUGGUACACGUUUGCUAAGAAGUACCUGAUAUGGGACUGCUGCUCCUGGUGGCUGAAACUGAAGGAAUGGGUGAAGUUGAUGGUGAUGGAUCCUUUCCUGGACUUGGGUAUCACUAUAUGUAUUGUGCUGAACACCCUCUUCAUGGCCCUGGAACACUACCCCAUGACUGACGAGUUCAACACCAUGCUGUCAGUGGGAAAUCUGGUUUUCACUGGGAUCUUUACGGCCGAGAUGGUACUGAAGCUGAUCGCCAUGGACCCGUACUAUUACUUCCAACAGGGCUGGAACAUCUUUGACGGAGUCAUUGUUUGCCUCAGUCUGAUGGAGUUGGGUCUCUCCAAUGUGGAGGGGCUAUCUGUUCUGCGCUCCUUCAGACUGUUGCGAGUCUUCAAACUGGCCAAGUCUUGGCCCACCCUCAAUACGCUCAUUAAAAUCAUUGGCAACUCAGUCGGCGCUCUGGGAAACCUGACGCUGGUGUUGGCCAUCAUCGUCUUCAUCUUCGCCGUGGUUGGCAUGCAGCUCUUUGGCAAGAACUACCAGGACUGUGUGUGCAAGAUCUCUCAUAACUGUCAGCUUCCUCGCUGGCACAUGAAGGACUUCUUUCACUCCUUCCUGAUUGUGUUCAGAGUGCUGUGUGGCGAGUGGAUUGAAACCAUGUGGGAUUGUAUGGAAGUAGCCGGGCAACCGCUCUGUAUCCUGGUGUUCAUGCUGGUCAUGGUCAUUGGGAACUUGGUGGUUUUAAAUCUCUUCCUGGCCUUGCUGCUCAGCUCUUUCAGCUCUGACAACCUCUCGGCCCCGGACGAGGACGGGGAUUUGAACAACAUCCAGAUCGCCAUCGCUCGCAUCCACUCGGGCAUCUCUUGGGUGACCAGGGGCGUCGCGGACCUCUUCAACCACACUUUGAAAUGCCGGCAAAGGAAGACCAAGGAACGCUGCAAAGCAGUGGUGCUGGUCGGCAAUCACCUGGAUAGCAACGGUGGGGUUUAUGGACGCUACGGGGAUAAGUACGUCAUAACGGAGGAGGACAGCUACAUGACCAACCCCAACCUGACUGUCAUUGUUCCUAUCGCGCCUGGGGAGUCCGACGUGGAGUUUAUGGAGGAAGAGGAGAUUUCCGAGUCAUCAGAGGAUGAAGACAACAAAGAGAAGAUCAGCCUGUCAGAAGGCAGCACCGUGGAUCUCCGGAAAACUGGUGAAGAGAUGGACAAUUUGUCGGAACUGGCUGAAGAGUGUAUGGAGCCAGAGGAAUGCUUCCCGGAAUUUUUCUUGAGGCAUUGCCACUGCUGUAAAAUCGACAUCAGCCAAGGUCUGGGCCAGGCCUGGUGGAGACUGAGGAAGACCUGCUACCAGAUAGUGGAGCACAGCUGGUUUGAGACCUUCAUCAUAUUCAUGAUCCUGCUCAGCAGUGGAGCUCUGGCGUUCGAGGACAUCUACAUCGAGAAGAGAAAAGUCAUCAAAGUCAUGUUGGAGUAUUCCGACAAAGUCUUCUCCUACAUCUUUGUCCUGGAGAUGUUCCUCAAAUGGAUCGCGUACGGCUUCAAGAAGUACUUCACCAACUACUGGUGCUGGCUGGACUUUCUCAUCGUGGACGUGUCGCUGAUAAGCCUGGUGGCAAACUCUCUGGGAUAUUCCGACUUUGCUGCAAUCAAGUCUCUGAGGACGCUCCGAGCUUUGCGGCCCCUCAGAGCUCUGUCCAGAUUCGAGGGCAUGCGGGUGGUAGUGAACGCCCUCAUCGGCGCCAUCCCCUCCAUCAUGAACGUGCUGCUGGUGUGUCUCAUCUUCUGGCUCAUCUUCAGCAUCAUGGGGGUCAACCUGUUCGCCGGCAAGUUCGGCAAGUGCGUGAACCGGACGGGCUUCAUCCACAGCUCCUUGCUGGUCAACAACAAGUCGGACUGCCUGGCCAUGAACGACACGCAGUACUACUGGACCACGGUCAAGGUCAACUUCGACAACGUGGGACUGGGCUACCUGUCCCUCCUGCAAGUGGCGACUUUCAAAGGCUGGAUGGAGAUCAUGCACGCAGCUGUUGACUCGAGAGGAGUGGAGGAGCAACCCAUCAGGGAGGUCAACCUGUACAUGUACAUUUACUUUGUGGUUUUCAUCAUAUUCGGCUCCUUCUUCACCCUCAACCUCUUCAUCGGCGUCAUCAUCGACAAUUUCAAUCAGCAGAAAAGAAAGUUAGGUGGACAGGAUAUUUUCAUGACCGAGGAGCAGAAGAAAUAUUACAACGCUAUGAAGAAGUUAGGAAGUAAAAAGCCACAAAAGCCAAUUCCAAGACCUGGGAACAUUCUCCAAGCCUUCUUCUUCGACCUGGUCUCCAAGCAAGCCUUCGACAUCAUGAUCAUGAUGCUGAUCAUCGUCAACAUGCUGACCAUGAUGGUGGAGACGGACGAGCAGUCGGAGCGCAAGGAGUCCAUCCUCAACAAGAUCAACCUGGUCUUCAUCGUCAUCUUCACAACGGAAUGCCUCAUCAAGAUCUUCGCCCUGCGCUGUUACUUCUUCACGGUGGCGUGGAACAUCUUUGAUUUUGUCGUCAUCAUCCUCUCCAUCGUGGGGAUCGUUCUUGCUGACAUCAUCGAGAAGUACUUCGUCUCUCCGACCCUGUUUCGAGUCAUCCGCCUGGCAAGGAUAGGACGUGUGCUUCGACUCAUCCGCGCAGCCAAAGGAAUAAGGACUCUACUGUUCGCCUUAAUGAUGUCCAUGCCGGCGCUGUUCAACAUCGGACUCCUGCUCUUCCUCGUCAUGUUCAUCUACGCCAUCUUUGGCAUGGCGAACUUUGCCUACGUGAAAAAGCAAGACGGGAUCGACGACAUGUUCAACUUCGAGACCUUUGGGAAUAGCAUGAUCUGCCUUUUCCAGAUCAGUACCUCGGCAGGCUGGGACAACCUCCUGAGUCCGAUAAUGGCCAGCUCCCCGGACGAGUGCGACGUUAAUUUUGUCAACACCGGCACAAACACCCGGGGGAACUGUGGCAGCCCCUCCAUGGGCAUCGCUUUCUUCGUGAGCUACAUCAUCAUCUCCUUCCUCAUCGUGGUCAAUAUGUACAUAGCCAUCAUUCUAGAGAACUUCAGCGUGGCCACGGAGGAGAGCACGGAUCCGCUGAGCGAGGACGACUUCGAGAUGUUCUACGAGGUUUGGGAGAAGUUUGAUUCCGAGGCCACGCAGUUCAUCGAGUUCUCUGUGCUGUCCAACUUCGCCGACACCCUGUCCGAGCCUCUGCGCAUAGCCAAGCCCAACAAGAUCAAACUGAUCUCCAUGGACCUCCCCAUGGUCAGUGGGGAUAGAAUCCACUGCCUGGAUAUCUUGUUUGCCUUCACAAAGCGGGUCCUGGGAGAGUCCGGCGAGAUGGAUGCCCUCAAACAACAAAUGGAGGAGAAGUUUAUGAUGACCAACCCCUCCAAGAUUUCCCACGAGCCCAUUACCUCCACGCUGCGACACAAGCUGGAGGAGGUGUCGGCGGUCAUCAUUCAGAGGUGUUACAGGCGGCACCUGGUCCGCCGGCACAUGAAGCAGGCCUCUUACCUCUACAGGCAAAUCAACUACGAGACUGUAGUGGACGUGGAGAACGCGCCAGAGACCGAGGGGCUCAUAGCAUCCAUGAUUCACCACUACGGUCUAGCUGGGGAGGACUUUCUAGAGACAACAGAGACCACGCUAAUGUCCUCGCCACCUUCUUACGACAGUGUGACCAGGGCAGCCAAUGACCUCUCAGAGUUCAUCAGACUAAUAUCCAGAGACUCGGAACGCGGGGAUCCUCGCGAAAGCUUCGAGGAAACCUUUCUUUGAGAUCGGAAUGCGUUGUUUGAAGUCAUGGUCAAAGAGAUUUACCUUCCAAUGAGUGCAGUGUUCAACUAAAACACCCAUGCGGAACAUUAAAACACCCAACCUGAUACAACAAAGUAGUACCUCAACUUACGAACUCAAGUGUUUCUGGGACGUAGCUAUCUCAAAACACACUGAAAUGAAGUCAAAUCAAUUCAAAACAGCACCAUACUUGCAUGUAACAUGCCUUUUUAAAAAGGAAAAACUGUAUAAAAACAAUACAACAGAAUGUACCACUCACAACUACGGUCGUUUUUAUGGAAUAAUGAGGUCCAGCGGUGUCUCUUUGCAGCUGAUCCUCUGUCGAACUGAUGUGUAGUCCUGGUCUUGUCGUCCUCGUCCGGACAGAAGGGUGACACGGCAGUGCGGCUGGAUCAAAAGAGACGAGUGGCCUUGUGGUUAGAGUGUCCGCCCUGAGAUCGGUAGGUCGUGAGUUCAAACCCCGGCCGAGUCAUACCAAAGACUAUAAAAAUGGGACCCAUUUUGCUUGGCAAUCAGCAUCAAGGGUUGGAAUUGGGGGUUAAAUCACCAAAAAUUAUUUCCGAGCCUGGCCACUGCUGCUGCUCACUGCUCUCCUCACCUCCCAUGGGGUGGAACAAGGGCAUGGGUCAAAUGCAGAGGGUAAUUUCACCACACCUAGUGUGUGUGUGUGACUAUCAGUGAUACUUUAACUUUUAACUUUACUGAACCAAAAGUUGCUUUAUUACAAGCGAGUGUCAUUAUACAGGACUGCAGUUCCUGGAGGAGGUCAAGUCAAAAAUGAGGCACUCCUAACUUGGAGAAGCCAAACCCAUCCGUUUUGUAUUCCUCCUCCCUGUCUCUGAGCGUGUGCUAAGUCAGGACAGCACACCCUGACCAUAAAAAGGAGAUGCCAGUGUGUAAGUGUCUGGAAAGACAACAGAUGCCGGUCAUAUCUUGGAUGUUGACAUCAAGCUAAACAUGUAGUCUCUUCUCACGGAUAGGGCCGUCCCCUUUGCAUACCAAGGUCCAAUUUUAUUGCCUUUUCGAAUCCAAUCCACACACAAAUGUCAGUACUAAAGGGCCCGAUGUUAAUAUGUACCAAAACUGAAAUACCUACUAGUUAAACUUGUGGUUUGCUUUCUCUAAUUUUAAUAUAAACAUUCACCAAAUGCUAAACAUAAUAUUUGUUAAUUAAUUCACUUCAGCUUUUCAAUGUUUUCAUGGAUAAACAUCGGUUGUUCGGAUGGUAUUCUAACAUCCUUUGCUGGCGUUAGACUCGUUCUGCUUCUGAUUGAAUAUAAACAUUCGCCAGAAGCGUGUUAGAAAGUAUCCAGUACCAAACGUGUCCGCAUCAUUCCACUUACUUAUUGUCACCAAAAAAACAAAAACAAAAAAAAACUUCACCUUGAACGCAUCAAUCUGUCAUAAUUGUUGUUUUUCAUAACUGGCAGAGUUCUCUGACUACUUUCACUUGAUCAAAUUUUUUUUUAACAUUAUCAGUAUCGGCCAACACAGGUAUCGGUAGUGGGAAAAGUUGUAUCAGCAUACUUUUUUUUUCUUUUUUUUUACCAUAAAAACAGCAGUCCUUUUUUUCCAUUUACAGUAAUAUACACUAAAUUUUGAGGUGAAAUUACUGCAACUUACCAUAUUUUUUUUUACAUUUUAGUUUAAAAAAAAAUCUAUUGAUAAAAUACAUUAAAAAAUAGUGUAAUAAUAGUAUUCCCUGUUAGAAGUUUUGGUGUUGUUUUUACUGCCAUCAUAUUGCAGUCUACACAUACAGUCGUGGUCAAAAGUUUAUAUACACUUGUGAAGGACAUAAUGGCAUGGCUGUCUUGAGUUUCCAAUCAUUUUAGGGCUGAUGAUUUUAGCUUGUCCUGAAGAAUUUGGAGGUAAUCCUCCUUUUUCAUUGUCCCAUUUACUCUCUGUAAAGCACCAGUUCCAUUGGCAGCAAAACAGGCCCGUAGCAUAAUACUACCACCACCAUGCUUGACGAUAGGUAUGGUGUUCCUGGGAUUAAAGGCCUCACCUUUUCAACUCCAAACAUAUUGCUGGGUAUUGUGGCCAAACGGCUCAAUUUUUGUUUCAUCUGACCGCAGAACGUUCCUCCAGAAGGUCUUAUCUUUGUCCAUUUGAUGUAACAUGAAAACUUUUGACCACGACUGUAUCUCUUAUGUAUGACUGCCAUCUACUGGUCACACUUAUUACAUAUUUCUUUCUUCUUUUUUUUUUUUUCACAUUAUUUACAUGCACUGAUGGCAUCUAGUGAAUAAAUGUAAAUUCCAAAUCAGAGAAUAACUGGCAUAUCACUAAUUACCAUGAUUAUUAUUCAGGUAUUUCGGUGGGUGUUUUAAUGAACGUUGCAUUGGGGGACGAUUACUUUGAUUUAACACAAAUAAUUGUACUUGUGCGGACUAUAUCACAAAUUAGAGCCGUGUGUACCAAUAGUUCCUGAAAUAUGUGCCUGAUUUUCACUGUCGUCUGCACAGAAUCUCUUUCGACCGAUUGCUUGGACUGCAGGAUGCCGGUUUUUGGAGGGAGCGUUGACGCACCAAGAAGCUCAUUUUUGUAAUUAAUAAUGCACAAAGGUAGCGGCUGUACAGGUAAAACUUAUUUUUACGACUUUUCUAAUGUAUGUUUAUAUGUAUUUAUAAUGAGAGAAUAUUUUAAAGGGGCAUGCAUGGCAGCCAGGUGAGAAGAUUAUUCCCAUACAUGUUCAGGGGUGCCUCGGUUUUUGUCGGUAAUCAGCACCAAUGGCUAAAGAAACGUGCAGCAAAUUUUUCCAUAAGAAAUAAUGCAAAUCCAAUUGAUUUGUUCCACACACACACACACACACACACAAAUAUGCAUAUAUAGCAUAUAUUUUAUAGAGCAUUAAUAUAUAUUUACAGAACCAGUGAAGUUGGCACGUUGUGUAAAUGGUCAAUAAAAACAGAAUACAAUUAUUUGCAAAUCCUGUGUUUGUACACGCAAUUUCGGCCCUAUGUCACCAAACAUGUGGGAUUAUUUUGUAUUUACACACGACGCAGAACUAAAUGGUGCGAAAGGCGGGGCGCACGGAAACCGAGGUACACCACUGCGCUGUGCUCACUUUUAUAUCUAUAUAUAAAGACUUUCCUUGAGAACCUGAUUGUCUCUAAAUGUAAUAAAAUACAUAUUCUUUUC
Messenger RNA from Nerophis lumbriciformis (worm pipefish), 9436 nucleotides. RefSeq names its product sodium channel protein type 5 subunit alpha-like. Gene Ontology annotation, cellular component: voltage-gated sodium channel complex; plasma membrane. The record is from RefSeq and is a predicted model, not a curated record. Lineage: Eukaryota; Metazoa; Chordata; Actinopteri; Syngnathiformes; Syngnathidae. Gene Ontology annotation, molecular function: protein binding; voltage-gated sodium channel activity. Gene Ontology annotation, biological process: sodium ion transmembrane transport; membrane depolarization during action potential; neuronal action potential.